CGUACUAUCUUAAAAUUAUGUAAUAAAAUCUCUUAUAACAAUUUGACAGUUGAGUUAAUCCAUAGAUAAGCAAAGAGUAAGAAAUCCAUUUAUCUUACAGAUAACAUUUUAAUCGGUAUUUUUUUGUUGCAGGUAAUGCCCGUUCUACUGCUAGCACUAAUUGCGAAAUGUAGAUGUGAAGCAACAAAUGGAUAUAAUAGCUAUAACACCAAUGAUGCUUCCCAUUUUGGACAGCUAUUAAAACCACCGCCGCCACCUCCACUGCCAAUAUUGCCUGUGCCAUUUAACGCCGGACUAGGAAAACUGCAGAAUCAGAACGACUUCGGAUAUCAAUACCAAUCUCCCCCGCCAUUACCUUCCACAACCCCUCCAGUACUACCUCUUAAAGAUUUUAAAUUCCCUGCUCCAUUUUAUAGGCAGUAUAGUUUCAAUUUCGUUCCACCGCCCCAACCAUUUACAACCACGCCAUCGCCAUCAAUGUUCCAGAAAAUCUCUGGAUGGCUCUUUCCAUCACAACAAAUAUCAUCUGACCUACAAUCACAAGUGAAUAACAACCACAACACUGCACCGCUGAAGGGCAACUGUAAUCCUUGCAAUUUAGUACCGUGGAUACCUGUGAUUCGAUAUGAUUUAGCGCCUAAUAAUGGACGUCAGAAUGCUCAGCCUACCUAUGGUCCACCGAGUCCGACGACUACUACUAAUUUUAACUCUGUUCAAAAUUUACCGCAACCCUUUGCCCCGUCACAAAAUAAUAAUUACAAUCCUCCAAUUAAACUUUCGACGGGAAUACCUCAUGCUAGUUACGGCCCUCCAUCUGCCUCUCAGAGUAGUAGUAGUUCUUUUAAUCCUCCGAGUUCAACUUAUGGGCCGCCAAGUCCCACACAUGUUGUAAGCACAUCCAAUCAGGCACCUCUGAAUUCCCCAUACUCUAUAAGUAGCAGCUCUUUUUAUGACAUACCUAACACAUCUUUAGGACCGUCUUCAUCUUACGGAUUACCGAGCUCACCAUACAGAGUACCUGAUUCAACAUAUAAAUCACCGUUAUCUUCUUAUGGCACUCCAUCUAUAGCAUAUGAAAAUCAUUUUUCAUCAACCACACAUUCCCCAAUUUCCACAGGUUAUAAGCCUGAAUUACUGAAUCACUAUUUACCUACUCAGAAUGAUGUUGAACUAUUAAGUGAAUUAGAACCAUCUUCUGAAUUACAAUUACCGAGAGUAACGCAUCCUACUGGUUUUAGAAAUUCCUAUGGAGAACCAAUUCUUAAUACGUAUGCUUUAGAUAUUCCAUUUUCUGUAUCAGCAGCUGGUGCAGCUUCAUCUAAAAUUAAGACUGAGAUAUUACCAGAAAACCGAGUUAAGCCACAUGGUCCUAAUAUGACGAUAGAGUUAGCAAAUCCAGCUCCAUUUAGUUUAAAUAGAGGUAGAAAUAUUCAUACAUUACAACCAGUUGCAUUACCUAAUCUAAGUGUUUCACCACUACCUCCAAUAUUUAAUGCUCGACCUUUUCGUGUUAUAACAUCAACAUAUCCUUUUAAUAACGCACCCAACAAUUUUAACAUAGCAAAAAGCGUCCCAGUUGCAGAAUAUACACAGUCUGUAGAGUAUCCUGCUACCAUAAUUCAGUCUCCUGUUAUUGACAUAGAUGAGUUGAAAACAUUUAAUCAUACGAAGGGUUACAGAAACAUACAAAACAGUUUUGUGAUAGAUGGAAUUCGGGAUAUAUCGCCUCAAGCUUCGGAAGAUCAUAUUUCAGCAGCUAAAUCUAACCAAGAUGUUAGUUUUGAAAGCAUCGGAAAUGAUUUUACAAAUGAUUUAUAUGACGGCAAUAUCCCAAUGGAUUUAAAGCAACCUUCUAAUGUGCCAUUUAACCAUAAAGUAAGUUUUGCCGAUUUACGAGGCGUUAAGGAUGAAGAUGUUGAUAAAUAUCGCACUGAAAGUAAUUUGCAGCAUAUUGAUUCGCCUCUUCUUUACCUUAAGCCGAGCGCACCACACAAAAACUAUAAUAAUUUCUUUUUUAUGGUAACCACACCAGGCAAACAACAAGAAUAUGAAAUUUAUGAUGAUAUUCCAACAACAACAGAAUCCACCCAAGCCACUUUAACGAGUGGUUGGGAUGAGAGUAGAAAUUAUUUUACAGAACAUUCAUCUUCUCCAAUAGAAGAAGAAAAGGACACUAACCGGCCAAAAAUUGUUCAAAUUAUUGUUCCUUAUACAACAGCACAAAGAAGUGAUCGCAACAGAGACAAUUUUAAUGCUCAUCAGGAAGAUUCAAUUUCUAGCGCUGAACAGAAAUAUCAAGCGCGUAAAAUUCAAUCUAAUACUGAAAACAUUUUUGUUACUAUUGCAACUGAAGGAUAUAGUACUUUGAAAACAACAACUGAAGAACCUUUGCCAGCAAAUACGGAAAACUACGAUUUAGACCGGCAAAAAUCGCCUAUGGAUUUUUAUGAUGUAAAGGAACCGCCAUUUGACAUAGUGAAACUACAGCACACUAUAGAUGAUUGGACAGAACAAGAGUAUUCAAAAGAUUACAGUACACCACAGAGAACUCGUUCUAGUGGGAAAUAUGCAAAACAAAUUCCUGAUGAGUUUUUAACAACCAUCAGUCCAUUUACGCAUAAUUAUCCUACAGAUAUGAACUAUUAUAAUUUUGAUUUAUAUGACCACGAAGGGGCUAGCAGUAUGCAUCAUAUAGUGACUGACAAUAAGACAGACUUUAAUUCCAUAAAAAGAAAAGAAUAUAAUACCAUUGAAAGAUUGAAAAGUAACUACAAUAGUGGCAAGAAUGAAGAAGCAGAGGAUAUAAAAAAGUUACACAUUUAUACAGCAGCAUCAACAUUUAGAAGCACCACAACCACAACUCCUGCUCCUUGGGGCCAAAUACAAACGUCAAUAUCACCUCUAACUAAUGAAAAAAUAUAUGUCGUCACUUCAAAGCCAUGGCGAGAAAAAAAUGCGAGUAGAGAAUAUGAUUAUGAAAUAAAUCAAUUAGAGUCUAAUGAUACUAGUUCAGACAACGAUGAUUCCGAAUUUGAUAACUUACCAUUUAAAUCACCACGAUUUACCAACAGACCUUCAUAUGGGUUUACAGCUGAUGCAUUAGAGUCCAUAAAACUCGAUUCCCCUUAUGGCUUUUCAAGAGGAUGGCAUCGACGAAUAAACAACCUGGAGUAUCCAACAUCAGCUGACAAUGAAUCGUUGGAAGAGGAUUUUGAAAAGGACUCAAAAUCUCAAAGAAGACGAAAAUAAUUGAGAAAAACUAUUAGAACUUUUUAAUAGGAAAAUAUCUGCGCAGUAGACAAUUUUUGGAACCCUGCGCGAAGGCUUGCUUAAAAAAGUCGAUAGUCGAGUUUUGGUGGAUGUGCUCAGUACAAUUUUUGCUAAUGGGACAUUUGAUUCUUCUAUAGGAUUUGAAGACGUUAUUUAUUGAUAGAGUAUCAGUAGAUAAAUGUUGUCUUUCAAGAUUGUUUUGUCAGUGCAACAUACCUAUUAGCGCUAACAAGGUGAAUUCGUCGCUUCUCAAACUGUGCUUAAGAGAUAUAGGAUUUUGAUCUUUCUGCUAGUUGGAAAACUAAAGUUCAGUGUGUGUCAGUGAAGUUGAGUGUCAUCAAAACAACAAAAAAACAUUUAACAGACUGAAACAAAAUAGUGUUAAGCCUUAUUAGCUAGUGCAAUUAAGUAAUAUAAGACAUGAGCAAAUUAUGAAUAAUACAAAAAUGUGUUCUUCUGAAUUUGAUCAAAUUAUUAAGUAUUAUAAGGUGUAAAAAGUUCUUGACAUACAUUGAAAGCUUAUAAUCUAUUAUUUCAUCGUCUUUACGAUUAACCAUAAUACGUACUUAAAAUAUUUCUAGCUUAUUGUGUUCCUUAUCAAACACCUGUGUAAGUAUAUAAUAUAUUGUAUUCUUAUUUCUUACUCAGUUAAAAGUCAAUUAUCAUUUACCUGCAAGCAUAAUACAUUAUACUUACCUAAUUAGGUUAUGAAACCUAAGAUUUAUUCUAUAAUACCUAUUCAUGCAAUACCAUGUUGUCUUAGGUAUAGCAAUGAGGGUAGCUCAAUUUUAGGUGGAGUAAACUUCGAUGAACGAUGUGUCCUUUUGGCGACUCUGCGCCAAUAUGGUAUUGACUCUGGAGUGGCUUGUUCAUACAGUAACUGAUUCUGUUUAUUUUCUUAUGAAUAUGUAUUAGAAUAGGUAUAUCCAAUAUUAUGCGUACCAAAGUUGUAAUUUCUGUUCUAUUUCGCCAAACUGGAUCUUUAGUAUUUAAUUUUAAAUAGGGUUAUUGCUAUUUGGUAUCCAAAAUGUGAUUUAACCAAC
This is a messenger RNA of Maniola jurtina (meadow brown), 4313 nucleotides long. RefSeq lists its product as uncharacterized. The transcript is spliced from 4 exons. Bases 136 to 3249 code for a protein of 1037 amino acids. NCBI's taxonomy places the organism in Eukaryota, Metazoa, Arthropoda, Insecta, Lepidoptera, Nymphalidae. The record is from RefSeq and is a predicted model, not a curated record.